AUCUAAAAAAGCAAAAGAAAAACAGUGUAGAACGCGCUCUCUGUUGAGACUUGAGAGUCUCCACCGUUCUAGACGCUACUGGACCCUUCCGAAGCCACCGCAUAUAUCACACACCCCCCAACCCACUUCCGAGCCUUCUCAGCUUGCGCCGGCAUCAAUCUAUGAUCGGACUCCUGUCGUUCACACUUCACACCCACUCGGUCUCUCUCUGUAACCGAAGCGAAAAUGUUCGGCGUGGUGUUUCCGAACCGCAGCUUCCCAAUGGACAUCUCCACCUUCUCCCAAAUCGACACCUUCCACUGGGUCCUCGACAUGAACACCUUCGUAGGUGAGGCAUACGAUCAGGUCCGCGAGGUCUGCAUAUUCCUCCUCAACAGCUUCACUCUCCCUCCGGACAAGGCCCUGGCCGUCUACAUCCAGUCCCCGGGCUCGCCCUUCCUCUUCUGCGGCGCCGUCACUCUGGCUCGACCCUCCGCCGUGCUCUCGUUGCCGUGGCCGGAUCCGGGCGGCCAGAUGCAGCUCACCGCCGACGCUGCGCCGCUCUCGGCCAAGAUCGGGGUUUCGGUGGAGGACCUGGCGACGCUGCCCUCGCUCGACGUGGCGGCCGAGAGGAGGAUCGAGCGGCUGGCCCUGAAGGUUGGGGAGAACCUCUUCAACUUCAUGCAGUCCUUCUGCGGCGUCGACGGGAGCAAGCUGGUGGUGCCCAUGGAUAUCUUGGAUCGGUGGUUUAAGAAGUUUCAGGAGAGGGCGAAGCGGGACCCGGAGUACUUGAAGGGCUUCGUAUUGUGAUGAUGGAGGUACUUGUAAUUUUUGUAAUAGUUAAGUUGCAAAACUUGUUGCUUUGUGUUUCUUCUUUGGAUGAGCUGGGCAAUGAGGAAAUGGCCUUUGUGGGGUUCUUUUUAUAUGUAUGUUUGUUCAUUUCCAUUUUGUAUCUAUGAGACUAGAGAGCAGAAUUUGAAUAAAAAAUCAUUAUUCAAUUCGAAGUG
This is a messenger RNA of Corylus avellana, 986 nucleotides long. RefSeq names its product hikeshi-like protein. Lineage: Eukaryota; Viridiplantae; Streptophyta; Magnoliopsida; Fagales; Betulaceae. Gene Ontology annotation, molecular function: nuclear import signal receptor activity. The record is from RefSeq and is a predicted model, not a curated record. Gene Ontology annotation, cellular component: cytosol; nucleus. Gene Ontology annotation, biological process: protein import into nucleus.